Molecule: messenger RNA, 2127 nt
Organism: Rangifer tarandus platyrhynchus (Svalbard reindeer)
Lineage: Eukaryota; Metazoa; Chordata; Mammalia; Artiodactyla; Cervidae
Source: the annotation of a GenBank genome assembly
AUGGGCAGACAGUGGCUUUUGCUGCUGCUGCUGCUAUUAAUUGGGGAUGGAGCCCUCCAUCUUCCUGGCAUUAUGACAACCCGGGGGUCAAUUACAACAUCCUCCAUGAACGACUCUGAAGCUUCGGGAACUACAGAGUAUUCCUGCACAACUUUAUCCAACAGUGGGAGAGACGAUGGCCCUGCAGUUUCAUCUAAUGCUUCACCAACAAUCGGGAGGACAACAGUGUCUAAGACCCAGCAACAUACAACACCAGUUGCGCCUCUAAGUUCAUCACCAACCGGCAGCUCUGCUGGGUCCACUGAGCAGACAAGCCCAACACAUGAGAUUCAGGAGGAGAAAUUAAAUACAGUUAUCACCACAACUUCUGAGGGCAGAACGCUGCCAAGUUCCAUGAUGACUUCCACACUGAAGGCCCAGGAAGGAACAUCCAGAAGCACAGCCUCAUCCAGCAUGGCCACAACAGCAAACCCCUCGAAACAGAAGCAGCGUGCUCCAGCUGCAGCCCCAUUCACAUCGAGAUCUGCAGCCAAUGGACUGGAGUCCUCAGUGGCAACUGACUCUUCAAAAUUAGCCACGAUCACAACUCCAGUGGCUUUAAACACAUCAGGCAUUGACGUUACGUCAUCAGGGUCCAUAACAACCACUGUCUCUGAGAUGUCAGCUACAACAUCCCGAGUGACAUUGGACAAAACCACUGAUGCAAUAGAAUCUUUACCUGUGACCACCAGUGCUGUUACUCACACUAUUUCACUAACCAUGACCACCCUGGAGACAAUUGUUCCUGGAACAAACAUGCCUGGGACUCAGGCAGGGGUAACUACAGCUGCACUCUCCACCCCAACAACAUCCUCCACGACAAGCACAGAGUCCGAAAGACAUCACAACACCGUCAUGCGAACACCUUCCCCUCCGAUGGAAUCAGCCCCCAGUGCUGGGGCUGCCACGACCCCGUCACCUGAGACAACAGCUGCUCAUUCAACAACCCUUACUCCCAUUUCCCCAGGGACAACAAAAUCCUCUGCCAGGACUGGAGUCAGUCAAGUGUCCCCCAAACACACCGGGAGCAGCAGUCCUGGAGCAGAAAUCUGUGCUUUGGAUGAGUACCUAGCUGACAGUGGAGGUUGUAUGUGCAAUAACAGCUACUAUGCCCACUCAGAACUAUCCGGGGCAUUGGUGGCUCUGCGCUGCCAGCCACAGAAAAUUGAGGUGGUCCUGAGCAGCUGCUUCCUGAAGACUCGCCACUGGGUCCUGGGGGAAGGCACCUUUUCAGGAUGCUCCAGCGUCGGCAAGUCAGAGGAGGGCCGCAGAGCCCAGGUCUUCACCGUGGAGAAGAAAGAGCGUUCUUGUGGACUCCACCUCUCUAUCAACAAGAGCCAUGCCCUUUAUUCUCUGGAGGUGCAGCUUCUGAAAUCUCAUCCUGAUGCUGCCAAUAAAACUGACGUCAUGAUGCUCAGCCUCAGCUGCACGUAUGCUCUGGUGGUGAAUGUCACUCACCCCAAACCAGUAGUCUCUUUCACAUAUAUCACCAUCCAUAUUUCCGGCACUGGGGACACCAUCAUCAUCCUGGGCAUCUACACAGACCCUCAGUGCUCAUCUCCACUUGAGAACAGACCAGCUCCCCUUCACAAGCCUCUCUACGUGGUCCUCAGAGCGACAAGCAGAGACCCAAAUAGAUUUGCCCUGGUGGUCAAUGAGGUCUUUGCCAGCACCAGCAGCUCCAGGACUGGUGCUGUUAAGGCCACCCACUACUUUGUGAAGGGAAGCUGCCCCGUCAGCAAGCGGCUGCUGGAGGGCCCGCGGGCCAACGGGGCCUCCCUGGAGGUGAAACUGGCCUUCAACCCGUUCCACCUCUUGCCCAGCGAUGCGCUCUACCUGCACAGCCGAGUGACCCUGUGUGACAAGCAGGCAGGACGCCCGUGUCCACCGACCUGUAGACAGAACAGUCCGCCUAGGAGGAAUCGAGCCUGGGAGAUCUCAACCCGAGAGGGCCUGGAGAGCGGCACUGGCUGGCUGGUGUUCGGGCCCAUUCGAUUGAGUGAGUCUAGUGCCUCCAGCAGCAGGAGUCUGGCAGGAUCCUGGAUGGCCAUCUUUAUUCUCACGAUGAUAGGCUGGAUGCUAGGAUAA